Molecule: messenger RNA, 2882 nt
Organism: Melitaea cinxia (Glanville fritillary)
Lineage: Eukaryota; Metazoa; Arthropoda; Insecta; Lepidoptera; Nymphalidae
Gene: Dgk
Product: diacylglycerol kinase 1
Exons: 24
Coding region: 89-2737 (882 amino acids)
Biological process (GO): intracellular signal transduction; lipid phosphorylation; diacylglycerol metabolic process
Cellular component (GO): plasma membrane
Molecular function (GO): ATP-dependent diacylglycerol kinase activity; calcium ion binding
Source: RefSeq, a predicted model, not a curated record
CUGCUUGAAAAAAAAAUUACAAAAAUACAGUGCUAUGUGUUCGUUUAAAUUUAAAUUUUGAAUCCAUUCGAAUUUCGAUUAAUCGGUCAUGCCGAACCCGACCGGUAGCGGGUUCCAAUGGGACAAGCUGUCGCCUGCCGAAUUUCAGCAACUGCAGGAAUUAACAUCUUAUUCGAGCAGAAAACUUGAAGAUGUGCUCAAGGAGUUAUCUGAAGUUAAGAAGCAAAAUCCGGACGGAGACAUCGACUAUGAAGGGUUUAAAUGGUUUCUGGAUACAUUCUUGGAAGUGUCGACGCCUGAUGAAUUGUCACGUCACUUGUUCCUAUCGUUCGUGCGGAGGGACAAACGACCGGCGCUGCGUGAGAUGGCAGCAGCCAGCUCCACCACUGCGUGUGCAGCUGUCACUGCCCAUGGAGACCACCAGGUCAAAACUAGUCUCGCGUCUAAGAUACACGGGUUAGCCGAGAGGUUACAGCAGCUGGGCAAGAGUUCUGCUGAAUCUGUUGAUGGUAGCGACAAAGGCUCUCGAAGUAGAACUGGAAGCGUUCACCCCAUGAUAUCCGUGACCACGCACCCAUCUUACUCAUCUCAUGAACUAUGCCUCGGUCGCCUGGAGACCAGCCCCAGUCACAGUCAGAUGUCCAGAAACUCGAGCCGGAAAAGUAGUAACUCAUUGAGAGUCAAUCAAAAUACUAAAAUUGAAGACUUCAAGCACCUAAUGCGUCGACCUUCAACAAUAGAAGUCCAUACUGCGAGAGUAUCUUUGAAAGAUAUUGUGUGCUACCUGUCUUUACUCGAAGCCGGUCGGCCAGAAGAUAAGUUGGAAUUCAUGUUCCGCCUUUACGACACUGAUGGUAAUGGAGUUCUGGAUACAAACGAAAUGGACUGCAUCGUUAACCAGAUGAUGACAGUAGCUGAAUACUUGGGCUGGGAGACGUCAGAGUUGAGACCGAUCUUGCAGGACAUGAUGGUUGAAAUAGAUUACGACGCCGAUGGGACCGUUUCGCUUGAUGAAUGGAAAAGAGGAGGUAUGACAACAAUACCACUUCUAGUAUUACUCGGUUUGGAUACAAACGUCAAGGAGGAUGGCGAGCACGCGUGGCGUCUGAAGCAUUUCAACCGACCCGCGUACUGUAACUUAUGUCUGAACAUGCUCGUCGGUUUAGGCAAGAAAGGACUUUGUUGCAUAUUCUGCAAGUUCACGGUGCACGAGCGCUGCGUGCAGCGCGCGCCGGCGUCCUGCAUCGCCACGUACUCCAAGUCGCGCCGCGCGCCCGCCGCGCUGGCGCACCACUGGGUCGAGGGAAACUGCCAUGGGAAAUGUGCUAGGUGUCGGAAAAAAAUUAAAGGCUACAACGGUAUCACUGGACUGCACUGUCGCUGGUGCCACAUCACCCUGCACAACCGCUGCGUGGGCAGCGCGGGCGGCGCGUGCUCGCUGGGCCGGCACGCGCGCCACAUCCUGCCGCCCGCCGCCAUCCGCCCGCUCGUGCUGGACCGCCAGCGCUCGCUGCCGCACCGCCCCGCGCCCGACCCGCAAACGCUGCCAGUGUCUAAAUCCCUGCCGAUCUCUAUAACCGCAAGCGCAGAAGAGAAUAAAGAAGAUAAAAAGGAGAAAGAACAUAGAGCUCCCCCCAUCUCCUUCCAGAUAACUCCUCCAGAAGGAACCUGCCCCCUCCUAGUGUUUAUCAAUCCUAAGUCUGGGGGUCGUCAAGGUUCCAGGGUUUUGAGGAAGCUCCAGUAUAUAUUGAACCCUAGACAGGUUCAUGAUAUUGCUAAAGGUGGACCUAUGCAAGGUCUACAAAUGUUCAAAGACGUGAGAAACUAUCGAGUGAUAUGCUGUGGGGGGGAUGGAACAGUCGGGUGGGUUUUGGAAACUAUGGAUAAAAUCCAAAUGGAAACCCAACCGGCAGUUGGUGUUAUACCGCUUGGGACUGGUAACGACCUCGCCAGGUGUCUCCGGUGGGGAGGCGGCUAUGAAGGUGAAUCCAUCCACAAGAUACUGGACAAGAUCGCUCGCGCGAGCACCGUCAUGAUGGACCGCUGGCAGAUACACGUUGAAAAUUCUUCUGAUGAGUGUGAUCACAUUCAGAUGCCCGACUCUGCCCCUCACCCCACCUCCGUUCCUUACAACAUUAUCAACAAUUACUUCUCCAUAGGUGUUGACGCAGCAAUCUGUGUCAAGUUCCACACGGAGAGGGAACGCAAUCCCGACAAGUUCAGUUCUAGAAUGAAGAACAAGCUGUGGUACUUCGAGUUCGCGACGUCGGAGCAGUUCGCCGCUAGCUGCAAGAACUUGCACGAGAACAUUGAUAUUGUUUGCGACGGCUCGUCGCUGGAGCUGAGCAAGGGCGUGGCGCUGCAGGGCGUGGCGCUGCUCAACAUCCCGUACGCGCACGGCGGCUCCAACCUGUGGGGCGCCAGCGCGCACCGCCGCGGCCGCUUCCCCGACGCGCAGCAGGAUAUCGGCGACAAGUUAAUAGAAGUCAUUGGUCUUGAAAAUUGUCUGCACAUGGGACAAGUUCGAACAGGUCUCCGAGCCUCCGGCCGCCGCCUGGCGCAGUGCAGUUCCGUCAUCAUCACCACUAAGAGGACAUUUCCCAUGCAGAUCGAUGGCGAACCGUGGAUGCAGCCACCUUGCAAGAUAACAAUCACUCAUAAGAAUCAAGUACCAAUGCUAAUGGGUCCACCUCCGGAGAAGGGAAGGAGCUUCUUCAAACUCUUCACCCACUGUUAAGUCUCACUCAUUCCAUAGAAGAACGUUAGAGGUUAGUAAGAGACAGAUAUAUUCCACUCUGUUACAUCUAUGAACGUCGUUUAUAUAAAUUAUAAUUGUUAUUGUGUGUGUAUAUGUUGUAAUAAAUUAUAGUAUAUUAAAAAUA